Molecule: messenger RNA, 537 nt
Organism: Parastagonospora nodorum SN15
Lineage: Eukaryota; Fungi; Ascomycota; Dothideomycetes; Pleosporales; Phaeosphaeriaceae
Exons: 2
Coding region: 1-537 (178 amino acids)
Source: RefSeq, a predicted model, not a curated record
AUGGAGCCCUGGCCCUUGUCCGGCGGAGUCCUCAUGCUGGCUGCUGCUGGCCGCAUCGCUCCUGCCCGCCUAAAAGCGGCGUGUCUGCCCUAUUGGCCGCGUGCCUUCUCGAAGAAAUUAGCGCACAGCCCCGAAACCCGCUCCCCUGCGAGUUUGCCACUGCAGCGAACCCCUCCCCUCGUCGCUGUCAGAGCCAUGUCGCAAUGGCAAUGCACCGCCGCCUGGGACAUAUCGCCAGUCGCCGUGGGUGCCGCCAGUGCUCAACCAUCACGCCAGACUCCACCCACUUCUCGGUCCAGCCAGGGCGCCGUGUCACCACCAUGCACGCUCAGCGCGCUCGGUCGCUACAGUAUCUCAGUCAUUCGCAUGCCAGACCCCGAGGGACGGCACUUGUUCGGACGCUUACUGAAUCAGAGUCCUUGGCCCACUAGCCCCAUCUGGCCGUCUACUGACCAGUCCGCGCAGCAUCUCUGGCCCGCACCCCGGGCUGACAACAACGACUCCAGCCUGUGUACUUCCUGCUGCCGUCUACGAUAG